ACUUGCUGUCACACAUUCAAGUCGAGACGUCGAGAAGGAUUGCGAUCGCCAAGAGACAAAUGAUCGCUUAAUUUGGUUAAAAACAACGGAGCCGAGACAAGGCUUCAAGCCGAAAGAGACGACGCACACCAGUCACCAGCUGCUAGUACGCAGGUGAUGGAGUUGGCAUUGUGGACAAGGGGCGCAGCGCGAGUCUAGGGGCCCUGAUGCCCGGUAAUGAGGCGAAACUCAGCACAAAAGCGAGAAACAACAUUUGGCCGAACGUUGGCGCGCAUGCACGCCACACAACGACGGUGGAGGUACACCGCGCGUUGCUCUCACUGACCAGCAGCACAGGGAAGCGGGAAGGGACGCCGGUGGACGGAAACAAGAUCAAGAACCUUACCAUGCAGACGUUUCGGCGCAAGAGUCGUGGUAGUACAUGAAGCAGCACCACGGAAUGCUGCUUUGAUAAGCGAAAGACGAGCACUCAGCAUCGUGUUCAAGACAAGCUCUAUUCCCUUGAUUGUUGGAAGCGCGAAAUGAUGAGCGGGAUGGGCGGCCUCGAGGCGUCCGUUCCAGCACUGCAUCCUCAGCACCAGCAUCAGCAGCAUCAGCAGCGUUCCAGCAACGCGAGUUCCAACUCCAGCCACCCACGCGAGUUCCCCAUUGUCACUGAUUCAGGCACCAUCGAAGGGCCGGUCGAGAAGUGGACCAACUACGUGACUGUGUGGCAGGGUCGAUGGCUGGUGCUCGACCCCGAGGAAGGCACGCUCGAUUAUUACGUUGGAAAGAAGAAGCAAGGAACAGCCAAGGCAGGUCUGCAUCUCAAGCUCGCCACAAUUAUUCUGGACGAGUCCAGCGACGACCAAUUCAUGGUGACUGCUCCAGGCGUGCGCACGUUUCAUUUGCGUGCCAGAGACACCAAGGAACGUGCACGCUGGCAUCACGUACUCAUGAAGGUCCAGAUUGACAUUCAGGCACGCUCUCGCCUGAGUCACCAGCUGCACAUCCAACAGGCCCACAAAGCGCACCCGAACGCUGCCGCUGCUGCUGCUGACUCCAACGCUACUGUGGCUGGGUCUGCAGGUCAACCCGCAUCUGCAUUGGAUGCAUCGGCCUCGUCGUCUUCCGGGUCGGCAACCGUCUCGGCCAUCGCUGGCGUGCAGCAGACGCGUGCGUUGGCGUCUGCAAUUGCCAAAGCCUCCGAGGCUCGUUCUUACUCGCAUGUCAUGCAACAGCAGGUGGACUCGCUCUUGGAAAUUCUUGGUGCAUCCGCCUCCGAGGAAGCUCGGGAGACUGCGUUGUUGGUGAAGGCUUCUGCGCACGCCAUGAUCAAAAGCCUCGAUUACGCCGUGCACGCGGUUGAGGUGGCGGCGGGCAAGGCUCCGACUCCGUUGCGAUCGUUGUCCAUUCCGCCCUCGCCGCAGCCUGUCACUCACGCAGAAGCAACGACUCGGCGAGACAGCACUUCUUCCGGCCCGUUGAAAAAGCCGACACUGGCGAGGUCGAUUUCGUCAGAGUCGGUGGACAGCGAUACUUCAUUCUACGAUGCGCAGUCAGACCUUGUGUCGGGUGAUGAUUCAACCACUCUCACUGCGACCAGCACCGGAGAGCCGUCGGUUCCCGAAAUCAGCAAGCCUGGCGAAGAACAGGAGACGACGGAGGCCGAUCUUGGCGCGGAUGGCUACAACAGCGAUCAAGACGAAUCCCAAGCCAUUCUGGACUCUGACGACGAGGAAGAGGACUCUGAAGAUGCAGACAAGAGCGUACUGAUGCACAUACUGUCGCAGCUGCGCAUCGGCAUGGACCUCACCAAAGUCGUGCUGCCCACGUUCAUCCUCGAGAAGCGGUCGCUCUUGGAGAUGUACGCCGACUUUAUGGCUCAUCCGGAUAUUUUUGUUGGAGUCGCGCAACUACCGGAUCCUCGCACUCGGUUUAUGGAAGUUCUGCGCUGGUAUCUCUCGGCUUUCCAUGUGGGACGAAAGAGUUCCGUGGCCAAGAAGCCCUACAACCCGAUUCUUGGAGAGACCUUCCGCUGUCAGUACAUCACGCCGAACGGCGGGCCUCUAAACUUUGUGGCCGAGCAGAUCAGCCAUCACCCACCAGUCUCUGCAUUCUACGCCGAAUGCCCCAACACCAAAAUUCGUCUUGACGCUCACAUCUGGACCAAGUCCAAGUUCCUCGGCUUGUCGGUUGGCGUCAUCAACGUGGGGGAGGCCCGCAUUGCCCUUCAACCGACCGCGGCCAAUCAAAUUCCCGGAACUCAGCCUGAAGUCUACGUUCUCACAUUCCCGAGCGCGUACGCGCGUUCCAUUCUGAGCAUUCCGUGGGUGGAGCUUGCCAGCAAGACCACUCUGACGUGCGCCCGAACUGGCUUCUCGGCCACCAUCGAUUUCCAUGCCAAGCCAACCUUCGGUGGCAAGCCGCACCAAGUUUCGGCCGAAGUCAUGCACGUCUCGUCGCCGAAGCCGAUCAUCAAGCUCAGUGGCGAGUGGAAUGGCGUCAUUUCGAGCAAAAAUAUGGCCACAGGGCAAACAUCCGUCUUCCUCAACACCAAGGUCAUGAGCAUCAUCAAGAAGCAAGUGACACCAGUUUCCAGCCAGAACGAGUUUGAGUCACGCCGAUUGUGGAAAGAUGUGACGGAAGCGCUCAAGAGCCGCCAGGUCGAUGCAGCAACUGUCGCGAAGGCAAAGUUGGAAGAUCGGCAGCGAGCAGAGGCCAAGGAACGCAAAGAGCGCGGAGUUGAAUGGCGCACCAAACUCUUCGAACGUCACGACGACGGCGCUUGGCGGUAUAAUGGUUCGGGUGGGUCUGUUUACGCGUAAACAACACGCUUUUGAAACUCGGAUCUGUUGACAGUAUUCCACCCAACAAGGUAUAAGCCGUUUCUCCAGUCAACUGGAAGAGAAGGGGGGUUCGGUUGUAUUACAUACAGGAGUUUUCUGUACCAUUCAUUCUUUCGCUCAUCAACACACACACACACAUCCAAUACACAAUUCUUCAAA
Molecule: messenger RNA, 2987 nt
Organism: Capsaspora owczarzaki ATCC 30864
Lineage: Eukaryota; Filasterea; Ministeriida; Capsasporidae
Product: oxysterol binding protein
Exons: 10
Coding region: 522-2807 (761 amino acids)
Cellular component (GO): cytosol; membrane; intracellular membrane-bounded organelle
Molecular function (GO): sterol binding
Source: RefSeq, a predicted model, not a curated record